Molecule: messenger RNA, 1044 nt
Organism: Ambispora gerdemannii
Lineage: Eukaryota; Fungi; Glomeromycota; Glomeromycetes; Archaeosporales; Ambisporaceae
Source: the annotation of a GenBank genome assembly
AUGGGUAUCAUGUCUUAUAUUGGCACGUUUUUCGCUUCGCCGCCUCCGAAUCAAAAGUUUGCCGAUCGUUUUGUUCUCGUAACCGGCUGUGACACUGGUAUAGGAAAUUUAAUCGCAAAAGCUUUACACACAAGGGGAUAUCAUGUUCUUGCAGGGUGUUUGACUGAAGCAGCAUUUAAAGAAUUUCUUGCAAAUAAUUCCUCGCCAACUUUUCGUCCAUUUUUGCUUGACGUAUCAAAAGACGCAUCGAUUCAACAAUGUGCACGCAUGGUCACCACUGAAACAAAAGAAAACGGACUCUUUGCGUUGAUCAAUAAUGCCGGAUGCAAUGAAGGAUUUGCAUUCGAGUUCACUUCAACAAAUCAAAUUGGAAAAACGAUGGAGGUGAAUUUCAUGGGACCGAUUCGAAUGAUAAAAGCUCUUUUACCAAAUCUACGACAGAAUAUCAAAUACAAUAUGAAAAAGCCAUCAAAGCAGCAAGACAUCUCCCCACGUAUAGUAAAUAUCACUUCAGUACUUGGAAGGACAACCGUUCCAUUUUACGGGGCAUUCAGUGCAUCAAAACAUGCAUUGGAGGCAAUGUUAGAUACAAUUCGCGUGGAGUUAUUACCCUGGAAAAUCCAUAUUGUAAUGAUUGAACCCGGUCCAAUAAAGUCACGUCUCACUCAUCCUGAUCUUGUGGAGUUAUCAAGAAAAUUUUUUGCAUCACCAGAAACCACAGAACAGACACUAAACUUAUACGGCGAAGAAUAUAUUCAGAAAGCAAUAGAGUUUUGGCAGAAGCUUCAUGAUGGUCAAGAUAGUCCAAAAGAGGUGGUGCGUAAUGUGGUGGAGGCAGUUGAGGUUGGUUUUCCAAAGGAUCGAUAUGUUAUUGGAACAGUGGCGAAAAUGCAAGUUUUGGUACAUAAUAUUUUACCAAGAUGGGUGCUGGAUUUAGCAUGGGGAAGUGUGAUUAGAUUGGUGGGUGUAUGGCCAAAAGAUGCAAGAGAAUUGGAAGAAGGCGUUACAACAUUAAGCACCAGCCCAAAGACUCAAUCGAAAUGA